Molecule: messenger RNA, 1577 nt
Organism: Schistosoma spindalis
Lineage: Eukaryota; Metazoa; Platyhelminthes; Trematoda; Strigeidida; Schistosomatidae
Source: the annotation of a GenBank genome assembly
ACGACCUUGACAGGCGCUAAAUUACCUUGAGAAAUAAAUGAAUUCCCUGCUUGAUUUUUAAAGGCGCUAUCUUAAAACUGACCGUUUACACUUGACAAAGCAUUUGUGUAAUUGUUCAAAGGGGGUUACACCGUUUCUGAAGCGUAUUCUAUAAUAAAAAUGAUGUUGCAUCCUUCAGAUUCUGAAGAUAUUGUCGAAGAGAGAGUAAUAAAUGAAGAAUACAAGAUAUGGAAAAGGAAUACUCCGUUCUUGUACGAUAUGCUGAUGUCACACUGCUUGGAAUGGCCAAGUUUAACUGCUCAGUGGUUGCCAUCUGUGGAAAGGUAGGUAGUAUUCUCAAAUAAUGUUCUACAGGACUGGGCGAGAUUAUUCCGUUCAUCGUUUAAUACUCGGGACUCACACAUCUGAUGAGCAAAAUCAUUUGUUGAUAGUUACGGUUCAUCUACCGAAUGACCAGGCAGAGUUUGAUGCAAGUGCUUAUGAUAGUGAACGAGGUGAUUUCGGGGGAUUUUAUUUUCCAUCUGGGAAGUUGGAAAUAUCAAUGAAAAUAAAUCAUGAAGGCGAGGUCAAUCGUGCUAGGUUUAUGCCACAGAACCCAGACAUAAUAGCUACCAAAACACCAAGUGGUGAUGUUUUAAUAUUUAAUUAUCCAAGACAUCCACCGAAAACUCCAUCAGACCGUGGUUGCCAACCUGAUUUACGUCUCAAGGGUCAUCAAAAAGAAGGUUAUGGUCUUUCAUGGAAUGUGUCUCUUAAUGGUCAUCUCCUUUCAGCAUCUGAUGAUCAGACAAUUUGUUUAUGGGAUGUUAAUGCUGCUCCUUUAGAUGGCUGUGAUCUAGAUGCGAUGGCUAUCUUUACGGGUCAUCAUUCAGUAGUUGAGGAUGUUUCUUGGCAUCUUUUCCAUGGACACAUUUUUGGUUCAGUAGCAGAUGAUAACAAACUUAUGGUUUGGGAUACACGGAGUUCAAAUCGUACAAAACCUCAGCACCAAGUAGAUGCUCAUACAGCCGAAGUCAAUUGUCUUGCUUUUAAUCCGUUUUCUGAGUUUAUUAUUGCAACGGGAAGUGCGGACAAAACUGUUGCUCUCUGGGAUCUGCGUAAUCUUCGGCUAAAGCUACAUUCAUUUGAAUCUCAUCGGGAUGAAAUAUUUCAGGUCCAGUGGUCUCCACAUAAUGAAACUAUAUUGGCAAGCUCAGGGACUGAUCGUCGUCUUCAUGUCUGGGAUUUAAGUAAAAUAGGUAUUGAUCAGACUGCUGAAGAUGCGGAUGAUGGACCUCCUGAGUUAUUGUUCAUUCAUGCUGGACAUACAGCAAAGAUUUCAGAUUUUUCGUGGAAUAUUAAUGAUCCGUGGGCUAUUUGCUCUGUAUCUGAGGAUAAUAUUUUACAGAUCUGGCAAAUGGCUGAGAAUAUAUACAAUGACGAUGAAAUAGAGAUGGGGAAUCCAGAACUUGAACAGCAUUCUUAGCUCGCUACUUUUUUAUCCAUUCUGUUUUAUGUUUUCGUAUAUUCUGUGUGUUUCCUUAACGUUGUGUAUAUAAGAUGCACCAAGAAAUAAAUAUCAAAUUUUGUGUUUUCUA